Molecule: messenger RNA, 1142 nt
Organism: Aspergillus novofumigatus IBT 16806
Lineage: Eukaryota; Fungi; Ascomycota; Eurotiomycetes; Eurotiales; Aspergillaceae
Product: DUF1445 domain protein
Exons: 2
Coding region: 36-929 (297 amino acids)
Biological process (GO): glutamate metabolic process
Molecular function (GO): D-glutamate cyclase activity
Source: RefSeq, a predicted model, not a curated record
CUUCUACAUCUUAACCACCUUAUCAACUAAGCAAAAUGGGCAGCAUCACCACCGGCAAAAGCAAUAGCAAUAGCAACAGCAACAGCAACAGCAGCAAUGGCAGCUACACCACCCGCCUCCUCGCCCGCCAAAACCUCAUAACCGACACCUCCGGCCUCUCCCCCGGCUCCCUGCAAGCCAACCUCCUGAUCCUCCCCUCGCGCUACGCCCCAGACUUCCACGCCCUCUGCCUCCGCAACCCCGUCCCCUGCCCUCUCCUCGGCAUCAUCCCCCGGGGCAAUCCUCACACCGUCUCCCCGGCCGCCUGCAUCACCAACCCGGACUUCGACCUCCGCACCGACUUCCCGCAGUACCGCAUCUACCAGUCCGGCCGCCAGAUAGCCAGCACAAAAGACCUGAAGGACGUAUACACACCCGACCACGUGGGCUUCCUGCUAGGCUGCUCGUUCAGUUUCGAGGAUGCGCUGUGCGAGGCUGGCUUGACGCCUAGACACCAGAUGACCGGCCGCAUGGUGGCCAUGUAUCGGACUACAGUCCCGCUUAUGCCUGCGGGCGUGUUCAGCGAGACGUGCAUGGUUGUUUCGAUGAGGCCGUAUAAGAGCGCUGAUGUGGAGAGGGUGAGGGAGGUGACGAGGCCGUAUGGGGCGACGCAUGGCGAGCCGGUUGCGUGGGGCUGGGACGGGGCGGAGAGGUUGGGGAUUAAGGAUAUUAAGACACCUGAUUGGGGUGAGGCGCAGGUGUUUGAGGAGGGCGAGGUGCCUGUUUUUUGGGCGUGUGGGGUGACGCCGCAGUUGGCGGUUGAGAUGGCGGGCGAGAAGAUCGAGGGACUGGUGUUUGCGCAUGAGCCGGGGAAUAUGCUCGUUACGGAUUGGACGUCGGGGGAUCUGAAGGCGUUGUGGGAGAAGGCUGGGAUUGCUUUGCCUGUGUAACUGAUACACCCGUACAUCCACCGUCAAAUGGUGGCGCAUCAGUUGUAGAUCCUCCAACGCCAGUCUCAUAUGAUGUGAUGGCAGUGGCUCAAAACAAAUCUCGCAUGACACUGGACAGAUCCCCUCCAUAGUCAUACAUAUACCCAUUGGCCAUCCUUCCACUGCCAUCGUCAAAGACUUGCGUCACUCCCAUAAUCUGAUUCUCCAGCGUCC